This is a messenger RNA of Cannabis sativa, 3873 nucleotides long. Its product is annotated as ADP-ribosylation factor GTPase-activating protein AGD3. Lineage: Eukaryota; Viridiplantae; Streptophyta; Magnoliopsida; Rosales; Cannabaceae. Gene Ontology annotation, molecular function: GTPase activator activity; protein binding. Gene Ontology annotation, cellular component: cytoplasm. The record is from RefSeq and is a predicted model, not a curated record.
AAGGAAAACUAAUAAUAUUAAUUGUCUUAAAUUGAAAUAAAAAACAUAGAGCUGAAAAUGAAAUGAAAUUGAAAAAUUAUACAUCAUGAGGUUUCACCUGCAAUUGAUCUCCUCUUUUGAAGGUAAAAAGCAAAUUGGUUCCAAAUGCCACCAACUCAAAGGUUGCAACAAUUUUACCAUAUAUCUUUGACUCUUGAGGUUUUGAAAGAGAGGAAAAUCUGGCUAAAGAAGGCAUAGCAUGAUGAAAACCUCAAUAAAUAUUCCCUUUGAAUACCAAAACCAGUCAACAAUGAGCUAAUUCAGCUAGUGCCAAUGCUUGUUUCACUUUGAGAAAUGCAUCUCUUGCAUUGCAAUGGCUCUCAGCUAUGUAAUGCAUCUUGAUUUUAUAUAUUACUUGUCACACAAGGAAAUCACUCGUUCGUGCCCAGCACUGAAUUUUGCGUUUGCGCGAUGGUUUUCCGUACAUAUUUACGUGUUUAUAAAUAAUGAAGGCUCCGGCUUCACUGGUCCAUAACUGAGGAAAUAGAAAAUUAGAAAACGAGUGUUGAAGCAGAGUUCAGAGAGAGAGAGAGAGAGAGAUUGGGUAAUGGCUGCCAUGGAUAUAUGGAUGUCGGAGAAAAAGUCAAACUUAGAAGGACACAGAGAGUAAAAUGCGGAACAAGAAAGAAAGAAAGAAAGAAAGAAAGGAGACGAAGCUCAUUGCUAAACGUAAUUAUGCAUUUCGAAAAGCUUGAUGAUUCUCCUAUGUUCCGCCAACAGAUACAGUGCUUGGAAGAAAGUUCAGAGUCACUAAGGGGAAGAUGUCACAAGUUUUACAAAGGAUGUCGAAAGUAUACAGAAGGCCUUGAAGACGGUUAUGAUGGCGACAUUGCUUUUGCAAGUGCGCUUGAAACUUUUGGAGGAGAGACUAGUGACCCUGAUUUUAUGGCUUUAGGAGGCCCAGUUUUGAGCAGAUUCGCAAGUGCUUUGAGAGAAACUGCAGUUUAUAAGGAAGUUCUUCAAUCCCAGGUAGAGCAUGUGCUAAAUGACAGGCUCCUACAGUUCGUGAAUGUUUACCUUCAUGAUGUAAAGGAAGCCCGAAAGCGCUUUGAGAAGGCUUCAUUCACACAUGAUCAGGCCCGCGAGAAGUUUCUCUCAGUGAAGAAGAGCACCAAGACUGAUGUUGCUGCUGUUAUUGAGCAGGAACUCAAUAAUGCAAGGUCUUCAUUUGAUGAAGCUCGCUUUAAUCUGGUCGGUGCUCUCUCUGACAUUGAGGCAAAGAAGAGAUUCGAAUUUUUGGAGGCUGUCAGCGGAAUGAUGGAUGCUCAUCUUCGUUACUUCAAACAGGGAUAUGAGCUGUUACAUGAAAUGGAGCCUUACAUUAAUCAGAUUUUGACUUAUGCUCAACAGUCUAGAGAAAUUUCCAACCAUGAGCAGGUAUCUCUCAUUGAAAGGAUGCUAGAGAACAAAAAGCAGUUUGAUCUUGAAACUAAAGAAUCAUUAAAUGGCUCUCAUAAUUCUACAAAUGGAGACAGUAUGCAGCCUUUUGCUUGGCGAUCCCACAAAGAGAUAGAGGCCGUGAUGCAAUCUGCUGCAAAGGGAAAGGUACAAACGAUUCGACAAGGUUAUCUUUCAAAACGGUCCUCCAAUUUGAGGGGUGAUUGGAAAAGAAGAUUUUUUGUUCUUGAUAGCAGAGGGAUGUUGUUCUACUAUCGAAAACAAUGGGGCUGGCCAUCUGGAAGCCAGUCUGCACCACAGAAAAAGGGCUCCUUCGAAAAUGGUCAUGGGCUUUUGAGUAGGUUGCUUUCAUCUCACCAUCACGGUGGUGCAAAUGAUGAAAGAUCUGCCCAUCACACAGUAAACCUCCUGACAUCAACAAUAAAGAUUGAUGCAGAUCAAACAGAUUUAAGGUUCUGCUUCAGGAUUAUUUCACCUUCCAAAACCUACACGCUGCAGGCAGAAAAUGCCAUUGACCGAAUGGAUUGGGUGGAAAAAAUAACUGGAGUAAUUGCUUCAUUGUUGAGUUUCCAAGGAGGACCUGAGAGGAAUCUCUCUGAAAGCCCCACAGGAAGCGAUGAAUUUUACUCUGCUAGUGAUAGUAGUUCAUUCAGAAGUUCUCCUGACGUUGAUCACAAAGCUGUUGAAGAUCAUUUUUCAAAGAUGUAUCACACAAACAAUCCCUCAGGUGUCUCUAGAAGUUUCAAAUCACAUAAGGAUGGUUGGAAAAAUGAGAAGCCACUUGACAUACUAAAAAGAGUCCGUGGGAAUGAAAUCUGUGCUGAUUGUGGUGCACCUGAACCAGAUUGGGCAUCCUUAAACCUCGGAAUUCUUAUUUGCAUUGAAUGCUCCGGUGUCCAUCGUAACCUUGGUGUUCAUAUAUCAAAAGUAAGGUCUCUAACUCUUGAUGUGAAAGCCUGGCACAAUUCUGUCUUAACUUUAUUUGAAUCACUCGGCAAUAUAUAUACAAAUUCAAUUUGGGAGGAGCUAUUGUAUUCAAGAAGUAACUAUCAGGCUGAUGGUGUCCUUACUGGCCCUUCCAAACCUAGCAAGCUGUUUUUCAUGAGAAAGCCAUGUCAUGACGAUCCCAUAUCAUUAAAGGAGAGAUUCAUUCAUGCUAAGUACUCAGAAAAAGCUUUUGUCCGCCAAGCCAAAGAUAAUAAAAAUCUUUAUCCAUUGGAGCAACAUGUGUGGAGAGGUGUCUGUGUUAAUGACAAGAAAGCUGUCUACCGAUAUAUUGUUUGCACUGACGUAGAUGUGAAUAGUACCAGCGGGACAAGCACUAAAAUGUACAUCCUUAAAGCCUGCAAUGUAGAGCAUUUAGCAAAAGCAAGAAAGUCGUUAUCACUAACUAAUUGCUUUGCAGAUAAUUCUAGGGAAAAGUCUUCCACAACUAAUUUGAUUCCAUUGGAAAAAAAUGAGAAACUUAUAGAGGACAUCCCCGAAGGCUGUUCUUUACUUCACCUGGCCUGCAUAACUGCUGACAUUGGCAUGGUAGAACUACUCUUACAAUAUGGUGCAAACAUGAAUGUUUCUGAUACAAGAGGUCAGACCCCGCUUCAUUAUUGCAUUAUCAGAGGAAAGUAUGCAAUUGCGAAAUUACUUAUUACAAGGGGAGCUAAUCGGAAAGUCAUUGACAGAGAAGGUAAUACUCCUCUUAAGCUCUUCAAAAAAUCACACUUCAUUGACAAUGAGCUACUUGCUCUUUUAGCAGAAAUAGACAGAUGACAAUGUGAGAUAUGAUGAAAGGUAAUUUCAAAAUAAUGUAUUCAAAGAUGGGAUGGCAACAUGUAAAUAUAACACCUUCAUGAAAAACUGGUUUAAUAGCUUCUUCAAACCUUAGCAGUAGGAGAGUUGAAGAGUUGUCUUGCUCGGUCACGAGCUUCUUUAGGUCUGUGCAAGUUUACACCAUUUUAGUCCUUUGGACUAAGGGGAUAAUAGUAGGCAUUGUUAGGCCUGUAUGAUAAUAGGUGAAGUGUAUUAUCAAUGUAACUUUUCCCUCUUGAAAGAUAAUUCUUCAUCCUAUGUUAAGGAGCUUUAGUAAGUCCAUAGCAAGAAUACUUCUCAAGUGUGCAUAUACACCAAUAUGAGAGAUUUUUUUACCGUCAAUUAUUGGCAACUCAGAGGCUCGAAUUUCAACUUGAAAAAAUACAAGGCAAACCAGUUCUUGAAUCUUGAUGAAAGAAGGGCAUCAGGCUGAAUUUUGACAAUGUAUCAGUUUUGAUUCUUUCUUUCUUCUUUAUUGUUUCCUUCUUCCUUUUUCUACAAUAAAACCACAUUAUAUGAGUUGGUUUAAGUUACUGUAAAGAAAAGGAAGAAUAAAAAAGAAAGGUUAUAUGUUGUGUGUAACAUCUCCAUAUCCAUAGUUAUAUGCAUAAGAUGUUAAAUUCCUUUGUA